Molecule: messenger RNA, 3290 nt
Organism: Danio aesculapii
Lineage: Eukaryota; Metazoa; Chordata; Actinopteri; Cypriniformes; Danionidae
Gene: secisbp2l
Product: SECIS binding protein 2-like
Exons: 18
Coding region: 119-3208 (1029 amino acids)
Biological process (GO): selenocysteine incorporation
Cellular component (GO): ribonucleoprotein complex
Molecular function (GO): selenocysteine insertion sequence binding; mRNA 3'-UTR binding; ribonucleoprotein complex binding
Source: RefSeq, a predicted model, not a curated record
UCCCAGAUGAGCGUCAGUCAGUCGGUGACGGGCUUCAGAACCGGAGCAGCACCGGAUCAUGAGCGCUAACACGGCCUCCUGACAGCUGCACGGCUCGGUUCCGGUGUCAGGGAGCGAGAUGGACGGCGGCGAGAGGAAGGAUGUGAAGCUCUCUGCUGAAGUGGAACCGUUUAUUCCUCAGAAGAAAGGCGUGGAAUCUUCAUUAUUACCCAUGAGUCUGUGCGGUGAGGGCGGAGCUGAGCCCACGCAAAUCCCCUCAUACCUGAUCACCUGCUACCCGUUUGUGCAGGAGAAUCAGAGCAGCAGUCGGCAGCUGCCCAUGUAUAACGGUGAGCACCGCUGGCAGCAGCUAAACCCAGGCCCCGGCGGGCCAUACCUGGCGUACCCCAUCCUGUCAUCCCCACAGCCGCCCGUCAGCAGUGAUUACGCCACGUACUAUCACGCCAUCAUGCCCACUCCCUGCCCGCCCGUCAUGGGCUUCUACCAGCCGUUCCCAGGGCCGUACGCUGGGCCCCUGCUGAACCCGCUGUCAGACUGCAGCGAGAGACCCCCGCAGCCGGGACAGACCCCCAGAGCCAGAGGCGGAGCACGCACACCGGUGCUGCAGAAGCAGCCGAUGGUUCAGCCAAUCAGAGCCAAGCGUCCUGUGAUGCGGAGUGUGGCGGUGCAGAAGGAGGUGUGUGCCGCCGGGCCUGAUGGGAGAUCCAAGACGGUGCUGCUGGUGGACGCAGCUCAGCAGACAGAUUUCCCCGGCGAGGCGUCUGGCGGUGUCAGGUGUGUGUCGGAUCAGGUGAGCCCCCAGCAGUGGAAGAAUAAACCCCGGCGCAGACGCACGUCUCAGCAGGAGUCGUCCAGUGAGCAGGGGGCGAGUGAAGCGGACAUUGACAGCGACAGCGGAUACUGCAGCCCCAAACACAACCAGGGGGCCGCAAACACCUCCAGCAGCCAGAACACCAACACUGCGGCUGUGGAUGCUGGCAUCAUGACAGCUGUGAGCUGGGGGAGUGUCUCCUCUCCAGGUGUCCAGAAGCCGUGGGCAGACAGAAACACACUCUUUCACAGAGGCAGCAGAACACCUGAACAGAGGAGCUAUACACAGGACUUCCAGAUGAACUUUGGAGGACGAGCGGCAGGACAGAGGAGAUCCACACCUCCAGAGACCCCCAACACACACCUCACACCUGAGCCACUCUACUUCCAGGAUGAGGAUGAGUUUCCUGAUCUGGCCACAGGUGGCGCUGCGCAGCGGAAUAAACCAGAGCCAGCCCAGCCCAAACUGACCAAGAGUCUGCUGGAUAAUCUCCCGGACAGCUCCCCCAUCAGUAUUGUUCAGACCCCCAUCCCCAUCACCAGCUCCGUCCCCAAGAGAGCCAAGAGUCAGAGGAAGAAAGCGCUGGCCGCCGCACUCGCCACUGCGCAGGAGUACAACGAGAUCAGCAUGGAGCAGAAGAAACUGCAGGAGGCUCUGUCUAAAGCUGCAGGUAAGAAGAGCAGGACUCCUGUACAGCUGGAUCUGGGCGACAUGUUGGCGGCGCUGGAGAAACAACAACAGGCCAUGAGAGCACGACAACUCAACAACACCAAACCACUCUCAUACACAGUGGGCACAGUGGGAGCUCUGCACAGUAAAGAUGGCGGUGUGUGUGUGUCGGGCCUGAAGAGCUCCUCAUACGCUCCUCCACACAACAUGCUGGACUCCAGCGCUCCACGGAUCAAGAGGGGCAAAGAGAGAGAGAUCCCCAAGGUCAAGAAGACCACCGCCAUGAAGAAGAUCAUUCUGCAGGAGCGCGAGGUGAAGAAGGGCAAGAGUUCUGCAGAUCAGAGUGUGUGUGAAGCUGAAGAACAGAGAGACACGCUGAGCUUCACUGACACACUCACACAGGAGCAGGAUGAGAACGGUCUGAGCGUGCCCAGUGAUGCGUCUCUGUCUCCAGCCAGUCAGAACUCUCCAUACAGCAUCACACCGGUGUCUCAGGGCUCUCCGGGCAGCUCCGGCAUCGGGAGCCCAAUGGCUGCGUCCGCCAUCACCAAAAUACACAGCCGGCGCUUCAGAGAGUACUGUAAUCAGGUGCUGAGUAAGGAGAUCGAUGAGAGUGUGACGCUGCUGCUGCAGGAGCUGGUGCGCUUUCAGGAGCGUGUCUACCAAAAGGAGCCCAGCAAAGCCAAAGCCAAGCGGCGUCUGGUGAUGGGCCUGCGAGAGGUCACCAAACACAUGAAGCUGCACAAGAUCAAGUGUGUGAUCAUCUCUCCCAACUGCGAGAAGAUCCAGGCCAAAGGGGGGCUGGAUGAAGCUCUGUAUAAUGUGAUCGCCAUGGCCCGAGAGCAGGAGAUCCCGUUUGUGUUUGCUCUGGGCCGCAAAGCUCUGGGCCGCUGCGUCAAUAAACUGGUGCCUGUGAGCGUUGUGGGAAUCUUCAACUAUUCUGGAGCAGAGGGUCUGUUCAAUAAGCUGGUGUCCUUGACGGAGGAGGCACGGCGGGCCUAUAAGGAGAUGGUGAGCGCUCUGGAGCAGGAGCAGGCCGAGGAGGCGCUGAAGAACGUCAAGAAGGUCCCGCACCACAUGGGCCACUCCAGAAACCCCUCCGCCGCCAGCGCCAUCUCCUUCUGCAGCGUCAUCUCAGAGCCCAUCUCAGAGGUCAACGAGAAGGAGUACGAGACCAACUGGAGGACGAUGGUGGAGAACGCAGACGCUCUGGAGUCUGAGCCCAUCAUGACCAGCAGGAGCAGCAGAGAGCAGCAGGACGUCCCAUCAGCCCCCACACAGCCCAGCGCUAAUGCUAACCCCACUAUCCCCACGGGGCGAGAGGAGUCCCGCACAGACGACCGGCUGGAGUGGGCCUCGCAGCAGAGCACGGAGACCGGGUCGCUGGACGGCCAGCUGCACUCCUCCAUCACCAGCACCACCAGUACACUAGUGCCCGGCAUGCUGGAGGAGGAGGAAGAGGAAGAGGAGGAGGAAGAGGAGUACAGCUCUGCACCUGUCCCACUGCCCGCCCUCAGCUGCAGGAUCGAGAGCUGGGUCUCCAAAACCCUGGAGAACCUGCAGCUGCGCAGACGGAGCAGCACUGAGGAAGAGGAGGAGGAGACGCGGAGGAGUGAAGAAGAAGAGGAGGAAGAAGAGGAGGAGGAGGAGAACGAGGAGAUCGAGGCAUCAGACAUCACUGAACCAGCAGCAGAUCAUAAAGAAGAGGCUGAGGCUAUCAUUGGCUGAUGAACACACACACACAUAAACCUUCAUUUAUACACACACUCAUAUAUACACACACUCACAUAAACAAACACACUGACACACA